Messenger RNA from Tachysurus fulvidraco (yellow catfish), 4171 nucleotides. It is a transcript of the gene ssh2a, whose product is annotated as slingshot protein phosphatase 2a. Gene Ontology annotation, cellular component: cytoplasm. Lineage: Eukaryota; Metazoa; Chordata; Actinopteri; Siluriformes; Bagridae. Gene Ontology annotation, biological process: actin cytoskeleton organization; negative regulation of actin filament polymerization; protein dephosphorylation. Gene Ontology annotation, molecular function: protein tyrosine/serine/threonine phosphatase activity; actin binding. The transcript is spliced from 14 exons. The coding region runs from base 385 to 3786 and encodes 1133 amino acids. The record is from RefSeq and is a predicted model, not a curated record.
GUUUCCGAGCUCCAUAAAGGCUGAAGCUCACACCGAGUUUACUCUCCACCUCACCUCAGGAAAUCUGUUUCGUUUUCUCUGAAUUCCUUGGGAAAGAACCUUUUCCCUGUGUUUUUUUUUUUACCUCUUCGAAACGAACAUGUUUUAGUUGAACACGUGUUGAUUAGCUGUGGUUUCUCUCUUAGAGCUUCUUUUCUUCAACGCUUUCCAACGUGUUUUUUUGCCUUGUGUGGAUUGUCAUGGCAGUGGAAGAGUGAGGCUUUGAGGAUAUCCUGUGUGUGUGUGUGUGUGUGUGUGUGUGUGUGUGUGUGUGUGUGUGUGUGUGUGUGUGUGUGUGUGUGUGUGUGUGUGUGUGUGUGUGUGAGUGAGUGAGUGAGUGCGGUCAUGACCCCCAGAGGAAGCCGCUCCGUGUGUUCGCGCUGCGCCGCUAAAAUCAUGCCUUACUUCAGGGACAACGCAGUGGCUUCACACAACCAGAUCGACCAGCUUAUCAGCGAAAAUUUCCUUACAGUCAAAGGAGCUGCCCUCUUCUUACCUCGUGGAAAUGGUUCCUCACCCUCCUCGUUGCCUCGCAUCACACAGCGGCGUAACAAGCACACAGGUGAUCUCCAGCAACACCUGCAAACCAUGUUUACUCUACUGCGGCCAGAAGACACCAUCCGGCUGGCGGUGCGGUUGGAGAGUGCCUACUUUCAGUGUACACGCUAUAUGGUGGUGGUGACCACUAUUGGAAGGCAAGACACUGAGGAGAGUGUGGUCCUUGGCAUGGACUUCAACAACUCAGACUGCAGUCAGUGCACAAUAGGUCUGGUCCUACCCUUGUGGAGUGACACUCUGAUUCACUUGGAUGGAGAUGGAGGCUUCAGUGUGUCCACUGCCAACAGAGUUCAUAUCUUCAAACCUGUGUCCGUACAGGCCAUGUGGUCAGCACUGCAGUCCUUACACAAAGCAUGUGAGGUAGCCCGGUGCCAUAACUACUACCCAGGAAGCCUCUUUUUGACAUGGGUUAGUUACUACCAGACGCAUAUCUGCUCUGAGCAACACUGCAUUAAUGAGUGGAAUGCCAUGCAGGAUGUGCAGUCCUAUCGAUCUGACUCACCUGUUCUGUUCACUGACCUGCCAACUGAGCGAGAGCGCACAGAAAGGCUGAUCAAGACUCGUCUGAGAGAGAUCAUGAUGCAGAAGGACCUGGAGAAUGUAACCUCUAAGGAGAUCCGCUCAGAGCUAGAGAUGCAGAUGGUGUGUAACCUACGGGAAUUUAAAGAGUUCAUUGAUAAUGAAAUGAUCGUCAUCCUGGGCCAGAUGGAUAGCCCCACAGAAAUCUUUGAGCAUGUGUACCUGGGUUCAGAGUGGAACGCGUCCAAUUUGGAUGAGCUCCAGAGCAGUGGUGUUCGCUACAUCCUGAAUGUGACACGGGAGAUUGAUAACUUCUUUCCUGGUCUUUUUGAGUACCACAAUAUCCGUGUGUAUGAUGAAGAGGCCACUAACCUCUUGGAGUACUGGAAUGAUACCUAUAAGUUCAUCUCCAAAGCCAAGAAAGCAGGGGUGAAAUGUCUGGUGCAUUGUAAGAUGGGUGUGAGCCGCUCUGCCUCCACUGUAAUAGCAUAUGCGAUGAAAGAAUACGGCUGGGAUCUGGACCGAGCUUUUGAGCAUGUGAAAGAGAGGCGUACUGUAACCAAACCUAACCCCUCCUUUAUGAAGCAGCUGGAAGAGUAUCAGGGCAUUCUGCUGGCCAGCAAACAGAGGCACAAUAAAUUAUGGCGAUCUCACUCAGACAGCGAUCUAUCUGAGCAGCAGGAACCUGUGUGUAAGAGUGCACGUACGUUGGGCCGUUCUGACCCACACAACCUGCAACACAAAUCCAAUGGCACUCGCUCCAUAAGUAGCAUGCUCCAGACAAUCAACAGUCAGCAGACAGUCCAGAUAAGAGCACAGCCUGGUACAGAAAACACCAACACCGACCUGUCUACAGACCCUGCCAUUCAGAACUCAGAGGGGUCAUGUGAGGACUCCAUGCUCCCAACUCUCCCACACGCACUUUUGGCAACUGUAGUGCCAGAGCAGAAUUUGGCAGGCAGCUCCAGUCCCAAAUUGGCAGUGACUGAGCCCGUUGCUGACCCUCAGCCUUCCCUUCAUGUCCUUCCUUGUGCCCAGUCUACCUCUCUCCAUGCACACAAGUUGCCAGCUGUACCUGAGCCAAAAAUAGACUCAGAGUUAUCCCUGAAUAUGCCUGAUCAAAACGACUCUCUUAAAAAUGCUCAGUCCUACGGGACUCAGCGCUUGGCAUUGUGUUUGGAUACUAUAAGUAGUGUUACUGAAACAGAAGGUGAUUUAGCAUCUUCAAGAACUCUCAUGGCUAUUAGCUCGUGUGAAGCAUCUCUAGAGUCAAGAUGUUCCACUAGCAGAAACACUGAUAUCUGCUCUAGUGGUGAGAAGACUCUGAGGACAGACAGCUCCUCCAGCCUUGGCACAGAUAGCAUUGACUUCUUCAGUGCAAGAGAGAAGUUUGUGGGCUUGUCACGGGAUGGUCAGACCAACUCACUUCAUGAAGCAAUGAUGCCCCGCACGACACGGCCCCAAAAUCCCAGCCUGUGCUCGGAGGAAUUGAACACAGUGGCAGUGAAAGAGGAUAUCACUCAGGGUUCGUCUCAUUCGGGAAGAUCCUGUGAAGCAAGUACCCCAGCAGAGCCUGUGAUCGUUCUCACUGAUAACAGUGUAUUGUUGCAACACAUUGAGUCUGAAGUGGAGUCCUUUACCUCUCUACAACCUUCAUCUCAAAGCUCUGAGCAAUCUACAUGCCAGGAAGAGCAUGUAGAGAAAGAGGAGGUGGAAGAGAAACCAGAAAGACCAUCCCUCCCUCCCCUUACCUCCACUCUUCCAUAUGAGCAUCCAGAGCAGGAGAUUCUCGUUUCUCACUCUUCGCCUCAUUCAGCUUGCACAGACAAUGCAGACGUGCAGCAGCUCUGUACUCCAGCAGGAGGUGCUGAUUCCAUCAAGGCAGAAGAGCAAGGAGAAGAGACACGGCCACUGGAUGAUGACGACUCUGGUAUUAUCCCAGACCCAUCUAUCUGCACGGCCACUGUGUGCCCAAGUUUAGAUCCCAGCUCAUCCUCGUCUUCUCUGCUGUGGCUGGAAAGUGAUGCUGAGGAUGUGACUUCAAAGCCACAUGACUUGCAGAAGAUCCAGGAGACGCUGCGGGAGCUGCAGGCCUUCCUGUUUGAAGCUGGAGGUAUGGAGGCCUGCUUCAGCUACAGCCAGCAGCUCGAAAACACGAAUGGUUUCACAGCAUCACAGCCUCGAACUCCAGCCAUGUGGCAGAAAGCCAUAGAGAUGGAGGCACGGAUCAGGCAGGCUGGUCUCACUCCACCCUCACUUAUGAAACGUUCAGCCUCGCUGGCCAAACUCGACCAGCUUGAACUGUCCAUGAAUGACCUAAACGACUGGGACUUCCGAGCCGAGGUGCCUUCCUCACCUUCCGCCUCUAUCUCUUUGCAUUCACAUUUGCUCUCCAGUAGCCAUGAUGAGGUCCAUAAGAAGCAGCGUGUUCUACCUCAGACCCUCUCAGAGGCCAAUAGAACUGAAAGCUCCUGUCAUGCCCCAUUUUUCUGCCCACAGCACAAGCAAGCCAGCAGCAUGGAACAGCCCACACACACCUUGAUCCUGCCCACUGUCUCAGUCCGCACACAGCAAGAGCAACAGCAGCACACAAAGCCACACCCUGUACGCUGGCCACGCAAAGCAGUGGACAAGAAAAAGACAGUUAGUGUGCUGUACAAUACCAUGUAACCUGAUCACGGCAGGGAUAUCUGUGUGCCAUAGAGGUGCUCUGUUAAGUUUUGGAUUUAUGAGAUCCAAUUGUAAGCUAAACCUGUGAGCGUAUGCUACUGUAAUGUCCCUUUCAAAUAUUUCUGCAAAUAUUACGUGUUUCUCAAAACAUGCACUUUACUAACCUGUUUUUAUUUGUAAUAUUAUUAUUAUUGUUUUUCUCCUUUUUUAUUUUGUGUUUUUAUUCCAGGUUUUUUUUUUCCCCUUUUGCACUGAUAUGAAAAGUAGCCUAUUUGUGUCUAUGUAGCUGUGCGUGGUGAUCUGGUUUUUGCUGGAAAACGGAGACAACUUGAUAUGUAAUUUUUAUACUGUGGCUAUAAAUAAAUUAAAUACACACUUUUUUAAA